GGAAAAUUUUAAAAAUAAAAAAAGUUGGCAACGCUGCAACUCGAACUACCUUCUGAAUUUCUUCUGAUAGAUUUAUCUUUUCUCUCCCUUUCUCUAUGCGCGCUCUCUCUGUCUGUCUGUGUAUGUGUGUAUCCGUGGAUUGAAAUCGAAAUGUCAUGGUUGGCAAGGUCUUUGGUGAACUCGCUGAAAGUCGACGAGGACGACGAUGAAGAUAAGGCAAAGGUUACCAACAAUGAUAGAAAAAAGGGACAAUCACCGAAAGUCGUGGAGCAACUGCAACACCACCAGAUCGAGUCAUCGGAGAAUCAGGGAAGAGGCGUCAAAGAAGAUCUCACCGAGAUUACCAAAACCCUAACUCGUCAGCUAUGGGGCGUCGCCUCGUUUCUUGCUCCUUCUUCCUCUUCUUCCCAAUCCUCAGCCCCUAGCCCUCCUCCUCCGCCUCCCCUUCCCAGACGAAUCUCUUCCACUGAUCCCUUUAUCUCCGAUUGGAAUCGUUCGGAAUCAUCGGAUCGAUCCCUCAACUGUGAUGACUCUGAUCCAGCGCGAAUUGCAGGAAUUCGUAGCGAUUUUGCUGAGAUUGGAGGGAAAGUUAAGUCCGGGUUCUCCAAGCUAUCCAAUACAAGAGCAGUUUCCGAGAUUUCAAAGAUCGCUUCUACCUUUCUUCCACCUUUUGGAACUGAUGGAGAAUCUAUGGAGAAGAAUUCUAUAGGAGGCGCGGUUGGUAUAACUGACGAGGUACUCGCAUUCGCAAAGAAUAUCGCAAUGCAUCCGGAGACGUGGUUGGAUUUCCCUCUGGUCGACGAAGAAGAUUUGGACGAUUUUGACAUGUCUGAUGCGCAACUAGAGCAUGCUUUGGCUAUUGAAAGACUUGCUCCAAGGCUAGCAGCUCUCAGGAUUGAGCUUUGCCCAGGCCAUAUGAGUGAGGGAUGUUUUUGGAUGAUUUAUUUUGUUCUUCUCCAUUCCAGGCUCAACAAACAUGAUGCCGAGCUUUUGUCCACACCUCAGAUUGUGGAGGCCAGAAGUAUGUGGAUGCAGGAAUUACAGAGCAGAACAAGGUCAGAACCAGAAUGGUCAGGAUGGGGCAUAUCAUAUAAAAGAGAGGUCAUUAAUUCACCACAUGAAUGUGGUUCAUCUGCAUCAUAUAAUAAUACUCUUUAUGCUUCAACUGAUUUCGAGACUGAAAAGCAUCCAGUUGUAAGUGCUGCUGAGAUGCAGAUAAUUGAUAAAUCUGUUGUUGAUGAAAGGCCAGCAACCAAGACUAUAUGGAUUGGUCCAUCUUCGAAAGCCUUGGAUCAGAAAUCUGAAGAGGAUGGAGAUGACUGGUUAGCGAACUCAGAAAUAGGUAGCUUUAAUGCUACCUUCAUUCCACUAGGAAACGAAGAGGAUGUAUCAUUUAGUGAUCUUGAGGAAGAUGAUGAUGGAAUUUUUCCUGUAAAAUCCAAAACAGUUGCAUAUGCUUCAGAUUCAUCAACAAAAGAUUCCACAGGCUGGGUCCAGCUGGGCAGAAGCUCAACCGAAUCAGCUCAGGAUUGUCGAUCCCUUGAUAAAGAGAGCAUAGGACUUCAGCAAGUGCGUGGUAAUAAUCCAGAGAGCAAGGAUUCUAGUGACUGGCUGAGUGUUGAUAAAAUCGAUGUAGUAUGAAUGUAUAUCUUCCUGAUGCUCUAGUAAAUGUGACGCGUGCCAUCUCCACGUCCAUGCUCCAAAUGGUUCCUCCUCCAAAAUCCAAAUUAAGGUGUUUCAACUGGCGUUUGUACAUAUCGUCUCCCUUAAAUUGGUUUUGUUUUGAAUAUGGCAUGUCCAUGAGUCCAUCUUCCUCGUGUUGAGAGAGGGAGAGAGAGAGAUAUGACUUUUUAAGCAAGCUAUGAUCAUGACAACCAAGGCAACUCGAUCCUGGUA
Messenger RNA from Nelumbo nucifera (sacred lotus), 1896 nucleotides. RefSeq lists its product as uncharacterized. NCBI's taxonomy places the organism in Eukaryota, Viridiplantae, Streptophyta, Magnoliopsida, Proteales, Nelumbonaceae. The record is from RefSeq and is a predicted model, not a curated record.